CUCUGUAGUUAUAAAUAAAUAAAUAAUAAGAGAGAGAGAGAGAGAAACAAGAGAGAGAGAGAAUGGAGAGAGCUUCAGCUUCAAGAUUCAAAAGGGUUUGUGUGUUUUGUGGCAGCAGCUCAGGGAAGAAGCAAAGCUACCAGCUUGCUGCAACAGAGCUUGGCGAUGAACUGGUUAAGAGGAACAUAGAUUUGGUUUAUGGUGGAGGGAGUAUUGGGCUCAUGGGCCUCGUUUCUCAGGCAGUUUAUGACGUCAUCGGGGUGAUUCCCAAGAGUCUGAUGCCCAGAGAGAUAACCGGAGAGACCGUCGGAGAGGUCAAAGCCGUGUCCGGAAUGCAUCAGAGAAAGGCCGAAAUGGCUAGACACGCCGACGCAUUCGUUGCUCUGCCAGGUGGCUACGGGACACUGGAGGAGCUCCUCGAAGUCAUUACUUGGGCUCAGCUCGGGAUCCACAACAAGCCGAUUGGUUUAUUAAAUGUUGAUGGGUACUACAACUCAUUGUUAUCUUUCAUUGAUAAAGCCGUUGAUGAAGGUUUCGUCACGCCCACCGCUCGUCAUAUCAUCAUCUCUGCUCAAAAUGCGCAUGAACUGCUAUCCAAGUUAGAGGAAUAUGAGCCGAGGCAUGAUGAGGUGGCACCCAAGCUCAGCUGGGAGAAGGAGCAAUUGGGGCACGCACCCAAAGUAGAAAUUGCCCGUUAGCCGAAGACCAUGUAAAUAUCAAUCAUACGCAUUGACCAACCAUCAAAUUAAUCUCGUAUAAUUCUGGUUAUAUUUUUUUUAAUUAAUUCUAGCGAGCGAGUAGGCUAAUGUUCACUUUUUUAACGCCCACUUGAUAUUGUCCUUCUCUUUUUUUUAUUCAGGUUUUUUUUUUCCUAAUGUAUGUAAUGGGCCCCACUUUGACUUGUCUGAAUUCGAAAUUCCCUUCUCUCUG
Messenger RNA from Asparagus officinalis (garden asparagus), 930 nucleotides. RefSeq names its product cytokinin riboside 5'-monophosphate phosphoribohydrolase LOG1-like. Gene Ontology annotation, biological process: cytokinin biosynthetic process. Gene Ontology annotation, molecular function: hydrolase activity, hydrolyzing N-glycosyl compounds. Gene Ontology annotation, cellular component: nucleus; cytosol. The coding region runs from base 63 to 698 and encodes 211 amino acids. The record is from RefSeq and is a predicted model, not a curated record. NCBI's taxonomy places the organism in Eukaryota, Viridiplantae, Streptophyta, Magnoliopsida, Asparagales, Asparagaceae. The transcript has 7 exons.